AUGUUACUAUGUAGUUAUGGUGAUGCAAAUAAAGCUAGAGCUCUUCCCCACAUUAAAAAAAAAAUUGCAAACUUUCUUUCCCACUGCUGUGCUUCCAUCCAUGUUUACACUGUGGCCUAUCUGGUUCAGAGGGAGGAUAUAAUAGGGGAGAUAUUCUGGAAGCUGACUCCCUGCAUCCAGAAUGGCACUGAAUUGCUAAAUGCUUGGAUACAAAAUGCUUGGAAGAAUAAAAAGCUAAUUACCAGCCACCUUCAUAAUUUCAAUUCUACUAAAUUUGGUAGAGGCACAACAUUCAAGUGGUCUAGGCCACCAUGA
This is a messenger RNA of Pipistrellus nathusii (Nathusius's pipistrelle), 315 nucleotides long. The record is from the annotation of a GenBank genome assembly. NCBI's taxonomy places the organism in Eukaryota, Metazoa, Chordata, Mammalia, Chiroptera, Vespertilionidae.